Messenger RNA from Chrysemys picta bellii (western painted turtle), 2184 nucleotides. Lineage: Eukaryota; Metazoa; Chordata; Testudines; Emydidae. The record is from RefSeq and is a predicted model, not a curated record.
UUUUAAAUUAAAAUAUGGUAACCCUAGCUUAUCCAUUCUCCAGGCCAUUUGCUGGGGUCCCAAGUUCCAUCGCUGCUUGCUUUGGCUGCUCUAGAUUUCGCCUGCAGAUUAGAGACAAUGUGUGAUGGACGCAGGAAGAGAUGAGACAUCGUCGACUUCCUGUAGCUGGAGCCACCAGCUGAGUUCCUUAUUUGGGGCUCGGUGGAGCUGGGCACUGGGGUGUUGGUGGCAGCCCUGAGGGUCCCCUCACUGUCCCCAUCAUGGCAUCUGCUCUCACCAUCCUCCUCCUCGGUUGCUGGCUGGCCGGGCACAGCGGGGUGUGGGGAGGGCGUGAAUUUGUCAAACCCACCAUCUGGGUGAGCCCCAGCAGGGUGGUGGCGCUCGGGGAAAGCGUCACCAUCCGCUGUGAGGGUCGGUACCCGGGCAUGGAGUUCUUUCUGCGUAAAGCUGGACACCCGAACCCACAGGUGCAGACGGUGCCUGAUGGGACCGUGGCUGAAUUUCCCAUCGCCAGUGUCAGCCGGGAAGAUGGAGGGAGCUACACCUGCGACUAUCGCUCCAUAACGGAUCAGAGUCGCUCGUCGUAUCUCAGCGACCCCGUCGAGAUCAUUGUAGCAGAGCCCAGCUACCCCAAACCCAGCAUCUCCCUCAGCCCCAGCGGGGGAGUCUCCCUGGGGGGAGCCGUGACCGUCCGGUGUCGGGGGCAGCACCGGGGCGUGCGCUUCAUGCUGAAUAAAGAGCGACACCAUUUCCCACCUGUGGAUUCGGACGGGUUUGAGGCUGUGUUUCCCAUCAGCAACGUGCGCCGGGAGCACAGCGGGAGCUACAGCUGCUCCUAUCACAGCAGAUCGGAGCCGUUCGCCGUGUCGUACCCCAGCGACCCCGUGGAGCUGGUGGUGAGAGAUCCCAGCUUACCCAGACCCUCCAUAUCUCUGAGCCCCACUGGGGUCACCGCCCCAGGGGCAGACGUCACCAUCCGGUGUCAGGGGCAGCGCCGGGACGUGAGGUUCUUCCUGCACAAGGCUGCAGACCUGAACCCGCAGCGACACAUGGACCCUGCUGGGGACGGGGCCGAGUUCCGCAUCCCCACCGUGGGCCGGCACGGAGGGAACUACAGCUGCAGCUACCGGCUCCAAUCACAGCCCUUCAUCUCCUCGCAGCCCAGCAACCCCGUGGAGCUGGUGGUAGGAGGGCGAGGAUACCCCAAACCAACCAUCUCGGUGAGCCCCAGCAGGGUGAUGGCAUUGGGGGAAAACGUCACCAUCCGCUGUGAGGGUCGGUACCGGGGCAUGGAGUUCUUUCUGCGUAAAGCUGGACACCCGAACCUGCAGGUGCGGUCGGUGCCUGAUGGGACCGUGGCUGAAUUUCCCAUCCCCAGUGUCAGCCGGGAAGAUGGAGGGAGCUACACCUGCGACUAUCGCUCUCUAGCGGAUCAGAGUCGCUGGUCGUAUCCCAGUGACCCCGUCGAGAUCAUUGUAGCAGUUCUGCUGCCUGUUCCCUGUGGAGCCCAAGCCCCUUGGGCACCGCCUGGGGUGGGAGGGGCUGAGGGGGAACAGACCAGCCGCUCCUGGCACUCACGGCUCUGCUGUUUCCCAGGCGGAUCGGAAUCGCUGGCAUCUCCGGGUCUGACCAGCCCCAUCAUCGCCGGGGUGAGCGUGGUAGCUGCUGUCCUCCUCCUCCUCCUUGUGGCCUUCGUCUGCUUCAGAAAAACCCGAGCCAGAAAAGGAGCUGCACCGAGACCAAGCAGCACCAGCCCUAUGGUGGCAUUAAAGGCGCCGGCUCAGCAAGACCCCAUCUACGCCUCCAUGGACGAAGGGAAAGAGCCGCAGACCCUGGAGCCCGGCAUCUACGCUGAGCUGGACCGCCAGACGCUGCAGCCCAGUGUGUACGAUGUGAUCAACGUGAGCCGGGGAGCCCCGCAGUGAGAGCCCCCCGCAGCCAUGGGGCGCCAGACCUCGGGGCAACAGCCUCUCGCCCCAACAGCGCCAGCCCCAGAGAACUCUGCAUCUAGGGAAGAUUUAGGGGGAUGCUGCCCUCCCCUCGCUGCAGCCCCGUCCCAUCAAGCUGCCCCACGCAGACCCACAUGUGGGGGAAGGGGGGGGGGCUCAGCACUGGGAUGGGUAGGAGAUGCUUCAAGGCAGCUUUGAUGUUAUUUUGCAUCCUCUUAACCUCCAGAUUGUAAUA